UAGUGUGUAUGGUUUUUAUCUAUCUUUAGUGAAGAUUUUCAAACAAAAAAGGAACUGGUUGUAGGACGACUGUGGUUUUCUUACAAGAUAUCGUCACUAUGUACGCGAACAUCAUGAGGAAAUAUGUGAAGAACCCAGUUAGAAGCUUUAGGAUUGAAGAAUAUCAGACAAAUAAGGUUAGGUAUUUUGAUAACAUAAGUGUGAAUUCUGGUGGAUUGAAUGGUUUGAGUGAUGUUGUUCAUGCUGCCUAUCAGUUACCACCUAUUAAGAAGGUAAGUCUCACUUGGUUCAGUGACACAUACCCUUUUUAUAUUAGUAAUAAUGAAGAAUUCUUUGAGAUGUGGGAUAAAGGAGUGGUUGAAGAAGAUGGGUAUAUUCAUCUUUACAUGAAUGUUAUCAACAGGAGAGUACCUCUUAGUGAUGAAUUCCUAGAAUCUUCUUGUGUGUCAGUUUCAAAUAGUCUUUUUUCAACACCUGAGAAGGUGCAGAGUACAUCAAGGAUACAUAUUGAAAGAGGUGCACAAGUGAGUAUUGACCCUUCCCUGAUCAUAACACCUAAUAAGAGGAUUAUAUAUAGUAAAUCACCUGAGAUACUAAGAAGAAGUCCUAGGUAG
This is a messenger RNA of Papaver somniferum (opium poppy), 614 nucleotides long. RefSeq lists its product as uncharacterized. The record is from RefSeq and is a predicted model, not a curated record. Lineage: Eukaryota; Viridiplantae; Streptophyta; Magnoliopsida; Ranunculales; Papaveraceae. Bases 99 to 614 code for a protein of 171 amino acids. The transcript is spliced from 2 exons.